CCAAGUCCUAUCUAUCUGUAAUCCUUCAUUCUUCAGAUAGAGAAAGAGAGAAAUGGACUUUUUGGAGAGAGAGUAAAAGUAGUGCGAGAAAGACGAUCAGUGACUGAAGAAGAUCACUCACUCUCACACCCUCUCUGGAGAUCUCAUCGGCCGAUCUUUUCUUCCCCACCUGUCGUUGUUAUCUUUGCUGAUCGUUGAAAUCUGAUACAAUGGGUGCUUCGGGGAGGUGGAUUAAAGCAUUGGUUGGUUUCACGAAAUCUGAUAAGUCAAGGUCUUCAAAAAAAGAUGACAAUGUAAAGAUUGCCACCAAGAGCCGGUUUGGGAGAAAGAAUUCAGUUGAUUUUGACGCUGAAAAAUUUCAAGACGGAUUUGAAGAUUCCAAUGCGCAUAGUAUGAUAGAUACUGGUGUCUCUACUUCGACUUCACUACAAUCAUAUGGUGCAGCUUAUGAAGAGCAAAGGAAAGAACAUAGAGCUGCGACACGCAUCCAAACAGCUUAUAGAGGAUUUCUGGCUAGAAGGGCUUUACGAGCGUUGAAGGGAUUGGUUAGACUUCAAGCUCUUGUCAGAGGACACGCGGUGAGGAAACAAGCAGCGGUAACGCUUCGAUGCAUGCAAGCGUUAGUAAGAGUUCAGGCUCGUGUACGCGCAAGACGUGUUCGUCUUGCCUUGGAAAGUGAAACGGGUCAGCAGACACUUCAGCAACAGCUAGCUGAUGAAGCCCGAGUUCGAGAAAUAGAGGAAGGUUGGUGCGAUAGCAUUGGAUCUGUUGAACAAAUACAAGCAAAGCUGGUAAAGAGGCAGGAAGCUGCAGCUAAGCGUGAGAGGGCUAUGGCAUAUGCUUUGACUCACCAGUGGCAAGCGGGAACUCGGCAGUUAUCUGCGCACAGUGGCUUUCAACCUGACAAAAACAACUGGGGAUGGAACUGGUUGGAAAGAUGGAUGGCUGUUCGUCCAUGGGAGAACCGGUUUCUUGACAGUAACCUCAGGGAGGAUACGACAUUAGUUGAAAACAAUGUGGAGCAGUCUGAGAAUUUGCAUAAAACGCAGAUGAGAAAUGCAAGCAAAAUGCCAAACACUUCAACUCUUGUAUCCGGUGUUUCAAGUCAGAAGGCAACCGGGCCAUCUCUGUCGGAUAGUAAUUCGUCUUCUCCUGGAAUAUCUUCAAGCAUUCCAGUGGUAUCCAAGGCUAAGUCAAAGCUUGCUAAAGACGAUCUUGCUGUAGAAGUUAACUCAAAACCUGGCGCUGGUCCAAGAUCGCACAGCAAUCCGAAAGAAAGAUCAAGAGAGCCAAUUAGAUCUUCAAAGGAACGAUUAUCUCUGCCAAACAGUGGAAGAUCCUCAGGAUCUCAGUCAGCUAAAGCCAGCCGAGCGGGAAAACUCACACCAACAUCUCAUAAAGUAGUCGAGGAGAAAACUGCCCAAAACCAGAGAAGACGUAAUUCCGAUCCAAUAAAACAGAGGCUCGCAUAGCCAUGUUAAGUGUACAUACACAGGUUCUGAUGAAAUGAAAGAAAAAUGAUAAAGACAAAAAUCAUGGAAGAACAGAAUGGGUUUCAAAACUCGAGAGAGCUGCUUGGUUCAUCGAACAAGAAGAGAACAGCGUCUUUCUGCUUUCAUUGUUGUCGUUAUUUAUGUUAGCCAUCCCUUUUUUGUCCAUGAUUCUCUGUGGAUUCAUAUAUAUGGACCGGUAAGUAGUCUUAUAAUUUUAAGUAAGGUGUUUGGGGUAUAUUUGUGAAACAGUUUUUGUUGGGAGAACAGACCAUGCUGCUCGUGGCCCUCCCAAUGUGAUUAUAUAGAGUUCGUUGUUUUGUAUACA
Molecule: messenger RNA, 1818 nt
Organism: Eutrema salsugineum
Lineage: Eukaryota; Viridiplantae; Streptophyta; Magnoliopsida; Brassicales; Brassicaceae
Product: protein IQ-DOMAIN 1
Exons: 7
Coding region: 210-1472 (420 amino acids)
Molecular function (GO): protein binding
Source: RefSeq, a predicted model, not a curated record